This is a messenger RNA of Solea solea (common sole), 5775 nucleotides long. Its product is annotated as teashirt homolog 2. Gene Ontology annotation, molecular function: DNA binding; DNA-binding transcription factor activity, RNA polymerase II-specific. The record is from RefSeq and is a predicted model, not a curated record. Gene Ontology annotation, cellular component: nucleus. NCBI's taxonomy places the organism in Eukaryota, Metazoa, Chordata, Actinopteri, Pleuronectiformes, Soleidae. The transcript is spliced from 2 exons. The coding region runs from base 1903 to 4983 and encodes 1026 amino acids. Gene Ontology annotation, biological process: regulation of transcription by RNA polymerase II.
ACUAUUUUGAUAGAAAUGCACUUAAGUUUCCUGAUGAGAUUGUAGCUCUCUUUGUUUUUAUUUGAAGGGGUUUUGGUGAGUUACAGAGAAAACAUUACAUAUAAUGACAAAAAGAAUCAAUCACCUUUUCAAAUUAUAGACUAAACCAAUCUGUAGUACCUUAUGAAAGACUGAUUUUGACUAUCCUUGUUGCUUUUUUAUGACACUAAUGAUUCAGUUACAAGUUACUUUGCAGAUUCUGAUUAACAACACAAAAACACAACUAAUAAACAAUCACUUCCUUACAUCAAUGUAUAAAUAAGUAUAAAUAGUAAAUAAACGUCUUCAUUUCGCAGUUACUUUAAAACAUCACUGCAUGUGCUUCAUAAUCCAAUUGUUAAAAUGAUUCUGCAUCAUAGGUUUGUUAUGUCCUUACCACGACUAGAUUAAUCAAGAACAUAAUCCUUUAGAUUAAUCAAUAAUAAAGUAAUUAUCACUUCCAGACUUUAAAUGGUUAAUUACAUGUUAAUAUAUCAGCGUAAUGCUUUUGAUUGGAAACAGUGUGAUACCAAUGAGGAAGGAGACCAACUGAACGUUUUACAUUUACAUUUUAUAUUUUCUAUCAUAGAUUUGAUAUGAAGUUUAUACAGUAUUUAAAAAACAUGAGUACACAAUACAGGCAGGAGAGACAGGGCAUGUUUAUUUAAGUAACUUUGCAUAAACAAACGUAUAUUAUAAUACAUGUGGCAUAUUUAAUGUAAGGGGAAAGGCAUUGUAGUCGAGGGGCAUGUUCUCAAUAUAAAAGACACUUAAGAAAAGUUGUUUUUGGUGAAGUACAGGCUUUUUUUUUUCAAGUGACACUAAAACAACAUGAAACUUGGCUUUAUUCUGAGUUCUCUGAAGUCUGUGUUUGUGUGUUAAUGUGUGUCAUGUAAGGAGAUGCUCCCGGAAGCAGUUUAGAUUGUAAGCAGAAUGACGAACACAAAAAAGAAAUCUGUAUUUCUUUAUAAAAAAGAGAAAUGUUCCUAAACCAUAAUCACACUGCGUGACUGGAGGAAAUCUUUCUGCAAACUUUAUGUCUUUCCUCCGGGACGCAGAGUAAGCGGAAGCUGCAGUAAAGACAAUAAAAGAAACGAAAAAGAAAAGGAAAAACUGCACGAAAAGACAGCGAGUGAGAGAAAACAGUGACUGCUGCUGCUGUUUGUUCCCUCUCUUCCUCUGGCCUCUGUUCCUUUAAUAUACUCAUGGUUAUCUAGUGUAACAAAUGUCUCGCUGCCAUCAUCAAGUCCAGGCGAGGAGGGAGGAGUUUUUAAUGUUCAGUUUGUUCUAUGGAUCGAUGUCUGCUGGCAUCGCCUCUCUCCUCUCGCUCGUCUGCACCGUGCGUAACAACGCAGCGCUGUUCCACCACCGCCGCCGCCGCCGCCAACACCGCCACAACCGCCGCCGCCGCCGCCAACACCACCAACGCCGCCGAACGCCUUUUUACGCGCAAUCCCUCCAUAUUUGAUCCGCCGAAAAACAGCCCGAGGGAAUGACUGACACACGUCGAUCAACAUAUGUGGCACUGAUGGACAAAAGCGGAUGGUGAAAGGACGCGACUCGCCCCCCGCUGGAGGAGGAAGAAGAAGAGGAAGAAGAGGAGGAGGAGGAGGAAGAGGAGGAAGAAGAAGAAGGAGGUGAAAGAACAAGCAUCUGUUCCCACAGAAAGCUGGAUUUUUGUGAUAGUCAGAGAGACUGAACUAUUCCGAGAGCCAAAAUAAAGACUCUCUUUUCUUUCUCUCUCUCUCUCACACACACAUACACAAACUCUCUCUCUCUCUCCCCCUCUCCCUCUCUCCCUCUCUCUCUCUAUGCAUGGACUAUCGUAGACCGCAUUCACAUUUCACCUGGGCACAGUAUUGAACUGCGACUUCAGAAAAAAAAAUGCCUCGGAGGAAACAGCAGGCGCCCAAACGGGCUGCGGUGUACAUGCCUGAUGACGACGCAGCUCUCCAGGAUCCCAUCCCUGAGGAAGAUGGAGAGAACGACAGUCAAAUUGAGGAGGAGUGUUCAGAGAAGGCCAGCCCCAAAGUGUCUGAGGACAGAGAGCUAGACAACAAGAGCACUAACACUUACAGCAACCAGAACUCUCCUAUUAGUGUCCUUUCCAAUCAAGAAGCAGAGCUAGAGUCCCGCCUCAGCGACAGCAGUGACAGACUCUCUGACUUUAAAACCUCCUCGCCACCUGAGAGCCAGAAGGAUGACGAAAGUCGCAGCUCCAAACUUAAAGACGAUAUGGGCAGCAGCUUGGAGAAGAUGAGGGCAGCCUAUGCAAACUUUCUGUCCGACUCCUACUGGACGGGGAUGGGAAUGAACUUGAAAAUGGCCAAAAACACCAGCAAAGCCAACUGUGACAGCACCAACGGAAGCACCAAAAGUGAGUUUGACUGGCACCAGGACGCGCUGUCUAAGACCUUGCAGCAGACACUCUCGCCAAAGCCGAUGUCAAAACCCAAUCUCUUCAGCUCCGUCCACCUAUACAGGCAAACAACCAAACCCUGCGCCUCGGUGUUCACCGGAGCCAGCCGAUUUCGCUGUAAGGAUUGUAGUGCAGCUUAUGACACUAUUGUGGAGCUGACGGUCCACAUGAAUAAGAGUGGACACUACCAGGACAACAACCACAGUAAAGAGAGUAAUUCCUCUGCCUCAUCUUCUAAAUCUAGGAAACGAAAUUUGCAUGAUUUGGAAGGGAAGGAGGAUGCGCAAAAGGUUUUGAAGUGCAUGUUCUGUGGCCACUCUUUUGACUCACUGCAGGAUUUGAGCGUCCAUAUGAUUAAGACUAAGCAUUACCAAAAAGUGCCUUUAAAAGAGCCAAUCCCAGUACUCACACCCAAAUUGUUGCCACCAGCAAAGAAACGAGCCUUUGAGACAACAAGACCUUGUUCCCCCGAUUCUACGACUGGUUUAUCUGGCUACACCGAGGCACAGCGAGCUGCCGCCAUUUCAAAUGCUAACAAUAACCGCUAUGGCUAUCAAAACGGAGCGAGUUACACUUGGCAGUUUGAGACGUGCAAGUCUCAGAUUCUUAAAUGCAUGGAGUGUGGAAGCUCUCAUGACACCCUUCAGCAACUCACCACACAUAUGAUGGUUACUGGACACUUCAUCAAAGUUACAAACACAGCCUCUAAAAAGGGUAAACAGUUAGCGCUCGACCCCCUGGCCAUAGAGAAGAUCCAGGGUUUAGCUGAGCCUGCUGUCAGUGACAAUGAGGGAGAAAAGGGGACUCCAAAAACGGAUUCCCCUGGGAGGAGUGAGAGGGGGGGCCAGGGGGAGGGAACAUCAGAGAAAAUGGAAGAAACAGAAGCUAAAGACGACAAGCAAGAGAGUGAACCUCAAAAAGCAGACAAUGGGGCUUUUAAGUACCCUUAUCUCCGCGAGGAGGAUCUUGAACAGGACUCAAGUGGCGGAGGGGACAUUCUUAAAUCUUUAGCCAACACCGUGGCCUCUGCCAUCAAUAAAGCUCAAACAGGGACACCUAGCUGGAGUGCCUACCCGAGCAUUCACGCUGCCUAUCAGCUCUCUGGCAUCAUCAAAAGUGCCCCUCUCUCUGCAUCUCCCCCAACUCCACUAAAGCAGACAUUUAACCACAAACUGAGACCGAUUGCCCCAAAGGGGAACUUGUACCAUGGUGCUGUGGGAGUUGAUGCUCCCCAGGGACAGCAUCAAACUGUGGACAUCAAAAAAGAAAAGGUUGGCAUUAGCGAUGGUAAAGAAAGUCAGAAUAUUAAGUUUGAUCUGGCGGAGAACGAUGACAGCGAUUGUCAGGAUGAUUCUUCUUCCUCUUCAAAGCUUGACGCAGACUGUAUGAAUGAAGGGAGUGAAGUGAUCAAAGAGAAGUUGAGCCCAGAUUUCUCUGACAGAGGCAAGACACCAAGCCCCGCUGCCAGCAAUGGACGCAGCACUGCUUCAGAGCCUUUCAGUGACACCCCAGAUAUACCUGGUAUAAACCCUCUUAGUGCGCUGCAGUCAGUUCUGAACAAUCAUCUGGGCAAAGCAAAUAAGCCCAAUAACUCAAGAGUAGAUAAAAUAUCUUCUCACACCCAGUCCAUUUUUGCUGACAUUAAUCGUAGCGUUGAGAAACCAGCUUUGAUGCUUGGAAAUCCUACGAGAAAAAGGCCUGAUAACACAUUUCUCUUUGUUAAUGAUGACCAACCAAUAGACCUGACCAAAUCUAAACAGAGCAAGGCAAGUUCAGUGCUACUACAGCCGUCCACCCCGAUCCCACAGAAAUAUGCUUUGUCUGAUAUAGCUGACAUGGUCAAAGUUCUUCCAAAAGCCACAACGCCAAAACCCUCCAUGCCGUCAAGGAUCCCGACGAUGAAACUGGAAUCAGAUGUCCGGCGCUUUGAGGACAUGUCUGCGGAGGUGUACUCUGUCCACAAGCGUAAAGGCAGACAGUCCAACUGGAAUCCUCGCCAUCUUCUCAUCCUGCAAGCUCAGUUUGCCUCCAGCCUCUUCCAGACCUCUGAAGGGAAAUACCUGCUCUCAGACCUCGGCCCUCAGGAACGGAUGCACAUCUCCAAGUUCACCGGAUUGUCCAUGACCACCAUAAGCCAUUGGUUAGCAAAUGUAAAAUACCAACUGCGCAAAACCGGAGGGACCAAAUUUCUGAAGAACAUGGACACGGGCCACCCGGUCUUCUACUGCAAUGACUGUGCUUCCCAGUUUAGGUCACCGACAUCAUUCAUUUCCCAUUUGGAAUCCCAUCUUGGCUUCCAAAUCAAAGACAUGUGCAAAAUGCCAGUAGAGCACCAGACAAAGGUCGACGAGCCUGAACUGUCGAAGGUCCUCAGUGUGAGAGCCACGGAGGCUCUCAUCACAGAGGAGGACAUUGACUCAAAGUUCAAAUGUAAGCUCUGCUGUCGGACAUUUGCGAGUAAUCACGCGGUCAAACUCCAUUUGAGUAAAACUCACAGCAAAUCUCCCGACAACCAUUCACAAUAUGUGGAAAUGGACAAGGAGUAGUUUGUUUGUUUGUUUGUUUGUUUGUUUUUUUAAAUAUAUAUAUAUUAUUGUCACUUCUUUUUCCCUUUCUUCCUUUUUUUUAUUUUAAUACACGGGUCAGAUAUUUCAAUCAUUCUUCAAUUAGCAUUGUGUAGUGUGCAUCAUUAUUAAAACAUUUCAUUGCGUACAGCGACGACACACUGGUUAGAAAUUGUAUAAGGAAACACUAAGAGGUACUUUUGCACCCUGCUCAAAUGCAUCACCAGUAAUGAAAUGUAUUACUGCUUGAAGAAACUUAAUUGCUGAUGUUUGCAUGCAAUAGCCCCGGCUAUGACUACUAUUUAUUUGUAUGAUAUGUCAAGUUACAAUUGUAUUUCAAGAAGACAAAAUGAUGAACUAAUUGUACUUUACGACUUCUGUGAUACAGUACAUCUGCAGAAAUGUGCAGCUGUUAGAACCGGUACCCCCGACAACACAGUAACACACACACACACACACACACACACACACACACACGCAGACCUGUACAGUGUAUUGCUAUGUAAAGAUGUUUUUGUGUUGCAAUGAUAAAAGAGGGGAAAAAAAGCACUUUAAUAAAUGUUUAAUCACCAGUUUAGACUUGGAUUCUGUACAUGACUCAAAAAUAACAGGGCCGUUUGGAAACAAGGAUAUUUCACGUGUAAAUACAUUUUAGAAGAAAAAAAAAAAACAACAACAGUGCGUUUCAUGCAAAAGGAUAACAGCAAGACAGAUGAUACCUGUGAUACCUGCACCUUUUUUUACCUAUUCAAAUAAAGAGUUAACAUUUGAUAA